Molecule: messenger RNA, 612 nt
Organism: Fusarium poae
Lineage: Eukaryota; Fungi; Ascomycota; Sordariomycetes; Hypocreales; Nectriaceae
Exons: 2
Coding region: 1-612 (203 amino acids)
Source: RefSeq, a predicted model, not a curated record
AUGAACACUAUCACAUGGUCUAGCGCAUCUAUCAACAUUGCGCUUGACAUUUGGAUCUUGGCUAUUCCUCUUUCACAAUUGAAGAAGAUGAAUUUGGAUUCGAGGAAGAAAAUUGGCGUAGGUAUUAUGUUUAGCAUUGGCAUUAUCGUCACCAUAAUGAGCAUCCUUCGGCUUACCGCCACCAUCCGAGCGGGCACAGGGAUGGGCUCAAAUAACCCGACAUGGGAAUACCUUGCUGUUACCAAAUGGUCUACUAUCGAAUGCAGCGUCGGAAUUAUGUGCGCCUGCAUGCCCUCUCUCCGUAUGCUUCUCGUCCAAAUCUUCCCCAAGGUGUUUGGCACAUCUCGGCGCGGCUACCAAGCCUAUGAUAAGUAUGGCAGCAACAAGCCUACUAAUGGAGGUACGAAUGCAAGCCGAUCCCGUUUGCGAGCACAAUUUGGUACAACUUCUCAUGUCGACAAAACACCUCCAUCAAGUAUCGACCCUGUUGGUAUUACUUGCAACCGCACAUAUGAGGUGGAAUAUGGCCAAACGGAUGAGAUGCAUCUUGUGCCUAUGAGGGAUAUAGACAUGGGCUGGCAUGGUGAAAGGUCUCAAACGUCUCAGGCAUGA